UGAAUCUAUUGCCCCUAUUUCCUGUCACAUGGGUUGGAAAUAGGAUCCCUCUUUCUACUAUCUGUUCCCGUCUUUGUGGUGUCAGCGUAGUAGAAGCUGUAGGAACUGCCUUGAAGUUCAGGGACUUUUAACGCUGGGCAAAGAGCGACUCCUGCACAGACCCAGAGAGUCUGCCAGACAGCCAGUCAGUCAGUGAGUCAGUCAGUCAGUCAGUCCACCAGCCCGCUGGUCUGCGCAUCUGUCCGUCUGGCUGCACUUCACCUGAGAGCCAGUUCAGACUCUUUAAUCACACGAUGGAUUCCUUGACAGUCACCUCUGCUAUUCUUCUCGCUGGGGUUAUUUCCUCUGCGGCUUUUAGUGUUUUCGACACUGAGUGUUACACUGCCAACGGUGAAGACUACAGGGGCUUCCAGAACCAGACCAGCCUGUAUGGUGGUAAACCCUGCCUCUUCUGGAAUGAGACCUUUCAGCACCCUUACAACACCCUCAAAUACCCCAAUGGAGAGGGUGGUUUGGGCAGCCACAACUACUGCAGGAAUCCUGAUGGGGACGUGCAGCCGUGGUGCUACAUCGCAGAUCAUGAAGACGGGAUCUACUGGAAAUACUGCGACAUCCCUACAUGCAAGAUGCCUGGGAACUUGGGCUGCUUCAAAGACAGCGGUGACCCGCCCACUCUGUCCGGCACCAGCGAGACCUCCAACAAACUCACCAUCCAGAACUGUAUUAGCUUCUGUAGGAAACAGAGAUACAAGCUUGCCGGCAUGGAGUCAGGAUAUGCCUGUUUCUGUGGCAACGAAGUGGACCAGCAUGACCACGGCGAGUCGCCUAGCAUGGAGUGUAACCAUGUUUGCUUCGGCGACCACACCCAGCCCUGCGGUGGGGACGGCUGGGUCAUCAUCUUUGACACCCGAGUCGGAGCCUGCGGUGGAAACUACUCCUCUCCAUCAGGAGUGAUCUACUCCCCUGACUUCCCCGACAAGUACGGGGCUGGCCGUGUUUGCUACUGGACUAUCCAGGUCCCUGGAUCCUACGCCAUCCUCUUCAACUUCACCUUUUUUGAGAUCUCUGACCAGACAGACAUGGUGGAGCUACUGGACGGCAACACCAACCAGGUGUUGGCGCGCUUCGACUGGCGCAGCCCGCCAAGGGAGCUAGUGAACGUCACUGGUGACUUUGUCAUACUGUACUUCUACUCAGACCGCACCAACCAGGCCCAGGGAUUUGCUCUGCUUUACCAAGCACUGAGAAGCCAGGACACCAGAACAAUGGAGGCUGAAGGAGAUGAGGAGGAUGAAGGAGAGGACGUCUCUAGCACAGCGGGGCCCCAGCUAGCUGGCGCCAUCACCGAGAGAUCCAACAGCACCUCGAACGGACGUUCCUCCCAGAUCCUCUACGUGAUCACGUCCAGCCCCGGUAAACCGGAGCACAACAUGCCAGGUCAGUGGGCUGGACGCGGCGAGACCACCGGCCACAGUGCUAUGUGGACCAUUUACGCCCUGGCUGCUCUCCUCAUUCUGACGGUCAUAGCCAUGGUGGCGAAGCUUCUGCUGCAUAUGACGGUCAAGUCUCCGAACAUCCCAACGGUCAGCAGUUCAGACAGCUGCAGCCAGAGCACAGCAUCCUCUGAGCCUUGGAUCAUCCUGUACCAGCCUUCCACCAUCUCCCUCUUCAAAAAGAAGCUAAAGAACCACCACGGCGACCUCAGCCCCCUGGUGGGAAACUAGCUCCACUGCUGCGCUCCACCGUUAACCAAACGCUACCGCCACCCACAACUACUCUGUACAAGGGCCGUCAGAUGCCAGGUCCUCAGACAAUGAAACUAUAGGAGGCGCUACGCCAACAAGCCAACAACUGAGUGACUAAUGACAACUGACUGAGUGACUGCUACUAAAUGGCCCGUGGCCCAAAAGUGGCUGGGCCCUCCCAUCCUGCUCAGCACCAAAGAGGAAGGGGACAUGCAGGGCUGUCAGUGGCCUCCGUGUGGGAGAGGAGAGCGAAGGAGUAGAUGGAGGACGACCGGCAGCUCUGACAAGGACGCUUUUAACAUGCAGGAAGCUUCUCUGGUUCAGCGAGGCCCCAUUUCCAUCACCCACGGAUGUCCCUAACAAUCAACAUACCUCCAAAAACCCUUCCAGACUGUAGGCUCACCAGUGAAAACACAACAUAGCCGGGUGCAGAUUAACGGCUAACUUCACGGUCUGUGUUCAGUUUAGGAAACAGGGAGGUUUACCUCUUCCUGGUGUUUCAGAGUCACAGCAGCAACCAAAUCUUCAUCAGCAUUAAGGAGGGGAUGAAGACAUGGAGUCUUUGAUACAUACACACACACACACACACACACACACACACACACAUAGGGUGUAACACUUAACAGCUUAACAGUUUUGUAUAACUCUUCUAACUGCCUCAUGAGGACGAUGAAUAUUUUCUGCCAAAAACCCGAAUUCUCCCAUCCAAAGAGUUAUAUAUUUAUUUGUCUUUUGGAUUCCUUAUGCAAAGUACUAAUGUUUCUUUUUGAUGUGUUUAACAUGACAACUAGCUUUCUGAGAAGAGGGAAACAGGACAUGGAAACGAUACACGGAAGGUAGAUAUCACAGCACUUUGGGGAUGAAUCACUCGCCGUAAAAUGAAAAGAUCAGAGAGAGAGAGAGAGAGAGCACGCUCGCCCACUCGUUCACUCAGCGCUCAUGUGGAUUUGGGUGGAGA
This is a messenger RNA of Perca flavescens (yellow perch), 2703 nucleotides long. It is a transcript of the gene kremen1, whose product is annotated as kringle containing transmembrane protein 1. The coding region runs from base 294 to 1724 and encodes 476 amino acids. The transcript has 9 exons. NCBI's taxonomy places the organism in Eukaryota, Metazoa, Chordata, Actinopteri, Perciformes, Percidae. Gene Ontology annotation, cellular component: plasma membrane. The record is from RefSeq and is a predicted model, not a curated record. Gene Ontology annotation, biological process: multicellular organism development.